AUGGCACAAUAUCCGAACGGCCAACAGGCAUACUAUGGCCAAUCUCCAAACCCUCAGGUCUCCGUUCAAUCAUCAACUGGCCGAUACGAAAGAUAUUCAUCCCAGAACAACCCUGCGCCAGACCAACAUCUACCUCGGAGGAUGCCGAGUUACAAUGCCGGGGAUGAUUCUGGAUUCUUCAACCCAGCCCAGGCUGAGAAUACGAGAGCGACCGAAGGAAACGCGCAAUAUCAGGGACAAUACUUGGACCAAAGUGGUGGCUAUGGAGGUGCUGGGCAAGGAGGCUAUAACGUUGCGCAUGGGGGUUAUGAAGAUGACCGAGACUCAAGAUAUUCGCACGCCUCUUCAGAUACAAUGGCACGCACGUCGCCGAGCCGUGCCUCUUCUCAGACCUCUGCCGGGUCUUACCAGUAUCAAUACUCAGGGGCGGCAACUUCCCAGUCAGCAUACAACCCACAACAAUACGGCCUCCCACACACGCAGUCGCAACCAGUCCUCGCUUAUAACCAACAGACGUACAACGGCACAAGCCAUACUUACGCAGCCCCGGCUUCCGGACACCAACCUUAUAACCCCGCGGCGUACCAGUCCACUACAUCUUCCGGCCUGAGCUCUCCGGUUCUACCUAGAAGGCAGAGCACAGUUUCGCAUUACGGCCAAACACCACCAACCCCACAAUUUUAUGGCUUUCCCUCCCAACAACCACCGCCUCCACCGCCGAGGGCCCCAGAUCACCCGUAUGGAGGACGUCAGCCUGUGUAUCAGCCUAUGUCACCAAAUCCUUCACCUUCCUAUGUGCCCUCAAACUCCCCUGGCACAGUCCACAUGCCCCCGCCUGCAACACGGCCUUACUACAACAACUCUCCGGGAACUGCAUACGAUAUGCCUUCUCCUCAAUACAACUCAACGGUCUCGAGUAGUUCAUACGAGGAACAGCCACCAACACCUCCAGUCCACCAACCGCAAACAAAUGGCCUUUACGCGAAGCGACCAAGUUUAUCUCAAUCUGGGCCAGGGCGAUCCCUGCCAAGUCCUCCAGUGCAGUCAGAACUACCUAUAAUACCACCGAGGCGAACAGAUACUCUGACUCGACACCCUCAAUCGCGACCUCUGCCGGGCCCACCCGCGGAGGAAAUCGAGAGAAACGGUGACUACGUACCAGCAGAUGCUCCCAUGGCGUACGAAGAUGUCAUAAGACAAGACGAGGCGAAUUUGGGUGCUCAGAACUUUGCGCGGCGCCACAGUUCAAGAGCAUCCCAUGCUAGCUCUGCCUCGCGCUUGCGUUUGUCGCCAGAUGAACAACACACGCACACUAAUAAUGGAAAUAUGGACACCGGCACAGGUCAUUACGUGAAUUAUGACGCCCACAGCGAUGAAAGUGACGCCGAAGCCGCGGCUGGACUGGCUAUGUUGAAAGAAGAUAUAGCACGAGAGGCCCGUGAACAGGAGCGUGAACUGCAGCGCACCGAAGGACGAAUGCGACGCGAGACCAAUGCGUCAGUUCUCAGUUCUCGUGGAUCUAACAUCUCGCCAAGAGACCACUCCCCCAAUCCUGACCCCAAUGUUGAUGGUGACUUCAUUGGCCAUGAUCUUGAGUUUUAUGAAGGAGGGUAUCAAGCAAACCUUCACUACGGAGAAGAGUACGGUUCUGAGGACUACUCGGAUAUUGCAGCGGGCAACAGGUUCCAAGGCACAUCCGGCUCCCACAGAAGCUCGAAUGUGUCUCCCGACGAACGCGGGGAAUAUUACGAUGAAUAUGGACACCCGGCCAUCGCGUACGCAUAUGCGAACCGUCUCCACAACAUGCUACCCGACGCCAGGGUAGAUGCUGGUGGUACAGGAGGGCUUUCUGCACCCGAUGCCUACGCUCGACGCAUGAGCUUUGACUACGGCGAUGAAGGAGAAGCGCCAUAUGAUCAGCCCCAUCCUGGCGACCUGUCUGAUGAUGAUAGCCCUCACCGAGCCGCACACGAAGAACUUUUCUUCCACCCCGGGAUGCGCCCCUUGCCACCAGCGCCUGUUGAACCUGCUGGUAAUGUCGAUCUUGUUUCUCAAUUAAUGCCAGCGGGCACCUAUAAUCGCCAUGCAGAGCAGGAUCAUCACGACCCCUAUUCACUGUAUAGAAACCCCUCGCAGCACAAUGCGGACUUCGAUGGGGAUACCUUGUUGAGCCCAUCUCAAGUCCCGCGGUCGUCGUCUUUGUCGACUCCUGUUGGACCUCGCGCUGAUGCACCUAUCAGGUCCAAGACCGAGGCCUAUAGAUAUAAGCAACAGCAGCAGGAGCUUCUUCUGAAGCUCAAGCAGAAGGAUCUUCCUCAUAUCGAUCCGGCCGCGGCAGCUGCGGCGGCUAUCACGCUGGAUCUGCCAAGCAUUCCGGCUGGUCGGCGCAAGAGAUUCCAUCCUGCGAAGCUGUCGUCCGAACAUUUCAAGAAAUGCAGCGAGCCGUGGGCGUUGAGUUCUCUCUUGUCUUGGAUUCGAGAUUUGAGCGAGGACGAAACGGACCUCAGAGAGCAAGCCAUCGCCGAUGCCAUGGUUGCUUUGUUCACUCACAAAGUCCCUACUAUGAAUAUUGCUGAUGCCGAGACACUGGCUGCUCGAGUCGUGAGUAGUAUGCUUCAGGAAGGUGCGCUGGUCAAAGAGGAAGAAUGGGUUAAAUUCGGCUCGGGCACCCUGUCGGGUGUCUUGUUCCAGAUCACUGGAACGGGAUGUUACUCGGCCAGGCUACACUUGCAGGAGAUGCACAUCGAAGAUACGGAUAGCUUCGGCCGGUGCUACUCCCAUCAUUGUAUGAGAACCUUGAAGAAGGUCAACCUCAAGGCCCAGAUGAUGGCCCCGCAGAAGAAGGCCGAAGACUGGGUGACUUUCUACAAGGUUCCCAAAGAGGUGUGGGAAGCUCACCCAAGGAAAGAGGUUGAUCGACAAAACAACUUGCACGAGAUUGUCACCACCGAAGACUCCUAUAUUGGCCAACUGGAUGUCCUUCGAGAGCUUUAUCGUGACCAGUUAGCUGCCAUGAACCCUCCAAUCAUUCCGUCGAAACGGUUACCUAAAUUCCUGGCCGAUGUCUUCGGCAAGGUUGAUGCCGUGAAGAAGGUCAACGAGGACUUCCUGCUGGCACAGCUGAAGUACCGCCAAAAGGAGCAGGGUCCAUUCAUCUCUGGAUUUAGUGAUAUUUUCAGAGAAUGGAUUCGGAAGGCGAAGAACGUCUACAUUGACUACGCCGCAACGUUCCCGACCGCCAAUUAUCUUGUACGCAAAGAGGCCGAGCGCAACCCGCACUUCAAGCAGUUCUUGAACCAAGCCCGGGAGCACAAAUUGUCCAGUCGACUUAGCUGGGAUACUUUCCUCAAGGCUCCGAUUACGAGAAUUCAACGGUAUACUCUUCUACUCGCGACGGUGCACAAGAACAUGGUCAAAGACUCAGAAGAAAAGACCAAUUUGGUACAGGCUAUUGAGGAGAUCAAGGUUGUCGCACUGGAGUGUGACAACAAAGUAGGAGAGAUGAACAAGAAGGCCGAUCUGAUGGAGUUAGCAGCCAAGCUGCAAUUGCGACCCGAUAUGAAGAAGGAGGUCGAACUUAACCUUGAACACCUGGGUCGCCAGAUCAUACAUCGGGGUGAGCUGCAACGCCCAGGAACACGUACUCGAUUCCUCGUCGAGACCCAUGCCAUCUUGUUCGAUCACUACCUUGUUCUUGCCAAGACAUUCACAAUGCGGGACCGGGCAGUCAAAUACGAGAGAUAUGAUGUCUCAAAGCUCCCCAUUCCGAUGGAUCUCCUCGGGUUGGAAAGCACCGAUGAUGACCCCGUCGUCAAAUCAUCGGUCAGGGGUGUCUCGACUGUAACGCCCUCCCAAGCAGGCGCCGUCAGUCCUCUGACACAUACCGGUUCUGGUGCAUCAGGAGGAACGACAACCAUUGACAACUCCCGAGACGAUAAGAUCCUUUACCCCUUCAAGAUCAAACAUCUGGGCAAAACGGGGACAUACACUCUGUAUGCUUUCUCGGCCCAAAACCGCAAGGAAUGGUGUCAGAAGAUCAUCGAAGCCAAAACAAAACACGCCGCCGCUUUGUUUUCGCAGAACGCGGAGCCAUUCCGGCUCCGUGUGCUUGCAGACACUGCAUUCGCUUACUCUGAUCAUACACCUGGCUCUAAGAGUGUCACUAUCAAGGGCACGCCUCUGCACCGUGCAAUCAAGGAAGUCGACAAGAAAUACGAGCCUUCUAGUCCUCGGCCCCCUCCGGUCUGCAGGACUGCUGUCAACUGUGCCACGGUGUUCCAACAGCCUUCUGGGCGCGUCAUGUGUGCCAUUGGUACAGAGUAUGGAGUUUAUAUGUCUGAAUAUAGCAACCCGCGCGGGUGGUAUAGAGCAAUCCCCAUUAUGAGGGUCACUCAGCUUGCGGUCUUUGAAGAUUUUAACUUGCUACUGUUGAUUGCUGAUCGGUCUUUGAUUGCCUAUCACCUCGAUGUUGUCUGUCCCGCCAGUGGAAAUGCGUCCCAAUCGUCCCAAGACUCUGCCCGACGAGCCCCGCAGAAGCUGUCUGGAAAUCGUGAAGUGGGCUUCUUUGCCGCCGGUCGUCUGAAAGAUAGAUACUUGGUCUUGUACAAGAAGCGCGAUGGACUCUCAUCCACAUUCAAGGUUCUCGAGCCCGUCCUCCAAAAAUCCUCCACAAGCAAAAGCCGUCUCUUCACAUCCCGCCGCUCCCAAACCGAAUUCUUCCGCGAAUACGACGAAUUCUACAUCCCAGCCGAAACCUACCGAAUAAACAUGUUCCACUCCUCCCUCGCAAUCUCCACCCAAAAAGGCAUCGAAGUCCUCACCCUCGACAAAAAACUCUCCUGGUCUGUCCCCGACUUCCGCGCAAACGAAACCUCCGACGCCCAAGACACCCUGCACAGCAUCGCCAACCGCAUUACCGGCCUCAAGCCCCUGGGCAUGUUCCGCAUCUCAGAGAGCGAGUUCCUCGUCGCAUACCAACAGUGCGCGGUCUACGUCAACAAACACGGUGACGUCUCGCGCAGCGUCGUCAUGGAAUUCGUCGGCAGCGCGCACACCGCCUGUCUUUAUGGCAAAUUCCUCAUUCUGUUCAAUGAAGAUUUCGUCGAAGUGCGUAAUGCCAUGAACGGCCGCCUGCGCCAGGUUAUUCCUGGCCAUAACGUUGUCUGCAUUGAUGAUGGAAGUAAAAUGCCUGGCUCGCUUUCUGGCAAUGCUCAGGCUAAUACGGGUGGCUCGGGCCUUUCGAGUGGCUUCUCCGGUGCUACUAAUGGAUUCUCUGGGCCGACGGGCAAUACAGUUAAGAUCUGUAUGCAGCACCCAGAGUAUGAGCGCAGUCAGCUUGUUCUGGAACUUGUUGAAAACGAGGGCCAGAAGGACUGA
Molecule: messenger RNA, 5376 nt
Organism: Penicillium soppii
Lineage: Eukaryota; Fungi; Ascomycota; Eurotiomycetes; Eurotiales; Aspergillaceae
Product: putative Rho guanyl nucleotide exchange factor
Exons: 2
Coding region: 1-5376 (1791 amino acids)
Molecular function (GO): guanyl-nucleotide exchange factor activity
Source: RefSeq, a predicted model, not a curated record